AAGGUGUCUCGGGUGCCCCCCGCUGGCCCAGUGCAUUGUGGGACAGCGGCAGGCAGUGGUUCCGUAUUUGGGAUUUUUUUUUUUUCGCAGCUAGCUGGCAGUUGCAUCUCCAUGCAGCCUGCUGGAAGGUAUGGAGGAGAACGGGGACUCUUCCCUCCUGAUGAUUCUCGCUGAAAGCACCGCACGGCUGCCCCAGUUUUAGCUGCCAGGAAUGCAUUCAUUAGGCUGUGUUAUAUGCCACUACAUGAUCACAGACUAAUGGGAAUCCAACUCCAGGCAGUGUUUGGUGAUCAUUCAGCUGAGGGAGUCUCUAGGCAAGGCAGAAGGCGGAUAAAAGGGUCAGGUGGUUCAUGCUCACUGCUACCCUGCUGCCUCCCAGUUACCGUCAUGCCUUAUGGAAUAUUCAUCCGCCAUCAAUGACAUUCCAGCUGGACCCAUGUUUACAACAACAGUUCAUUUUGCCAACAAUUAGCCCCAUAACAGCUUCUUUUUAAUCCGGCUUGCUCCCCACGUUCAAAGCACAUCACUGCAGCUGCAAAACUGUGCUUUUUGUUUCACGACAAUCGACUUCUCUCCCUUCGCAAGAGGCUGACCCCCUAUCAUGAGAUUCCGAAUCUACAAGAGGAAGGUGGUGAUACUGACAGUGGUGGUUGUCAUCUGUGGCCUAGCUUUUUGGAGCAGCGGAAGGCAGAAGAAGAACAACGACGGUGGGUCGCUCCCCAAGGAAGUGGAGAUGGUGAGGAGAAGUAGCAGCAUUAGCAGCAGCAGUAGUAGCAUCAACAACAAUCCUGUCCAGGUGCAAGUCACACCUGCAGUCAGCCGGGCACCUGUUCCACCUCCCAUUAUACAAGUAAAUGACACACAUCAGGAAAAAGCAAAGGAAAAAGAGAAGAUAUCCAAGCCAGAGGUAGAUAAUACCACUUUAGUCUACCGUGGCAUUGUCUUCCAGCUCAACUUUGACCAGACAGUAAGAAAUGAGGAAAAGUUUAAAGCAGCGCGGCAGAAGGAGGAUCUGGUUGUGGUGGUUCAGGUCCAUAACCGACCAGACUACCUUAAGCUAUUAGUGGACAGUUUGCGGAAGGCCAGAGGUGUGGAGGGCAUACUGCUGAUAUUCAGCCAUGACUUCUGGUCCCCUGAGAUAAAUAAAGUUGUGGCCUCUGUUGACUUUUGUCAGGUACUUCAGAUUUUCUUCCCCUUCAGCAUCCAGCUGUACCCUCAGGAGUUUCCCGGACAUGACCCCAAGGACUGCCCAAGAGACAUUCCCAAAAAAGAAGCCUUAAAGCUGGGUUGCAUCAACGCAGAGUAUCCUGACUCGUUCGGCCACUACCGUGAGGCAAAGUUUUCCCAGACCAAGCACCACUGGUGGUGGAAGCUGCACUUUGUAUGGGACAGAGUCCGGGCUCUGAAGGACCACAAGGGCCUGGUUCUGCUGAUCGAGGAGGACCACUACAUGUCCCCGGACUUUAUCCAUCUCUUAAAGCUCAUGUCAGCUCUCAAAAGGGAGCAGUGCACUGACUGCGACAUCCUCUCUUUGGGGAGCUACAGCCACAUCGGCUAUGCCAGCAAAGCAAAUAAGGUGGAGGUGAAGGCCUGGAAGUCCACCGAGCACAACAUGGGGAUGGCUCUGAGCAGAGAGACGUACCAGAAGCUCAUCCAGUGCACUGAUACGUUCUGCACUUACGACGACUACAACUGGGACUGGUCCUUACAACACCUGACUGUGUCCUGCCUGCCCUCCUACUGGAAGGUCAUGGUGAGUGAGGCGCCACGUGUUUUCCAUGCCGGUGACUGCGGCAUGCACCACAAGAAGGCUUCCUGCAUGCCGAUGAGUCAAAAAACGAAGAUAGAGAACAUCUUACAGAGCAGUGGGAACCAGCUGUUCCCAAAGAACCUCCUGAUAGCAAAGAGACUGCCAGCCAACGGGGCCGGAGGGGUGGCCCCGCACGUGAAAAACGGGGGCUGGGGAGAUAUCAGGGACCAUGAACUCUGCAAGAGUUAUGUUCGAUUACAGUGACCUUAAUUGCUACUAUUAUAUAUUAUUGUCUCUUUUGCAUCCUCUAUAAAGAAAAAAGCCUUUUAAAAGUAAAUCUUUAUGGACUAUUCUUCAUAUUGCCUGUUUUAUUGGACUGUUCUAAAUAAAGACGAAUGUUGGAUUUUUGGCUUCUUUAACACAAA
This is a messenger RNA of Acanthopagrus latus (yellowfin seabream), 2175 nucleotides long. RefSeq names its product alpha-1,6-mannosyl-glycoprotein 2-beta-N-acetylglucosaminyltransferase (gene mgat2). Gene Ontology annotation, cellular component: Golgi stack; Golgi membrane. The transcript has 3 exons. Gene Ontology annotation, biological process: protein N-linked glycosylation; oligosaccharide biosynthetic process. Gene Ontology annotation, molecular function: alpha-1,6-mannosylglycoprotein 2-beta-N-acetylglucosaminyltransferase activity. The coding region runs from base 602 to 2014 and encodes 470 amino acids. The record is from RefSeq and is a predicted model, not a curated record. NCBI's taxonomy places the organism in Eukaryota, Metazoa, Chordata, Actinopteri, Spariformes, Sparidae.